This is a messenger RNA of Megalops cyprinoides (Indo-Pacific tarpon), 6513 nucleotides long. RefSeq names its product eukaryotic translation initiation factor 4 gamma 1-like. The coding region runs from base 523 to 5505 and encodes 1660 amino acids. Gene Ontology annotation, cellular component: eukaryotic translation initiation factor 4F complex. The record is from RefSeq and is a predicted model, not a curated record. NCBI's taxonomy places the organism in Eukaryota, Metazoa, Chordata, Actinopteri, Elopiformes, Megalopidae. Gene Ontology annotation, molecular function: protein binding; translation initiation factor activity; mRNA binding. The transcript is spliced from 33 exons.
CCAUGGCUCCCGUCUUCACUGUUUGCUAAAUCAGAACUGUGAGGAGAUACCACUGUCAAUCCGCUUCCAUCCGCAACUCAAAGAUGGACCUCCAACCCUGUGCUUUCAUCCAGGGGCACAUGCUAUGUCAGUAAUCCUUUCCCAACGCUAUAUUGCUCGCUGUGAUUUUGUCUUUUUUUGUUUUUGUGUGUUUCUAGGGAUUUAAAACACACUUCUCGCCCUGACCAACUCACCCCAAAAAGGGAUAGGAAACCCCUCUCCCCUUGGAACUUCAGGACAUAUAUAGCUUUCACAAGAGAAGUGAAUUAAAGAAACGGACGGAAAAGGGAGCUAACGCUAUAAAGAAAUACAUAUUUUAUUCCGAGCCCUACUGUUUUCCCUUUUCUUCAAAACUUCAUUUCUGGGUGCUAAAGGAGUGACCAUCAGGUUGGCCUGACAGAGCAACACCCCCUCCCCUGGGAGUCACAGCAUUUUGAGUUAUUUCUGCACUGGUCCGAGGCUCUCCAUGCAGCACCCCAUGAAAUGAAUAAAGCACCACAGCCUAUAGCAGGACCCCCUUCCGCCCCCCACCCUGCCCCUUCCCCUGGACUGUCACAGCCCACGUUUCCUCCUGGACAACCCCCUGUCGUCUUCACCACACAACCCCCACAAAUGAACCCGUCACCGCAGCCCCGCCAGUUUGCUGCAGGGCCUCGUGCUUUACACCAACAGGGAGGAUUCAGGUCACUGCAGCCGUACUACCAGAACCGGCCCAGUCUGCCCAGCAGUGCACCACGGGUCCAGCCCAGCAGCACACCCCGGCCCGUGGCACCCACGCACGUCUACCAGCCUGGGUCCCAGAUGAUGAUGAUCCCCCAGCAGCCACUGACCUUCAGCAACUCCCAGACCCCCACUUACUUCAUCCCUUCUGGACAGUAUCGGGCACCCUACGUGGCCCCGCCCCAGCAGUAUCCUGUCCCCACGGGCACCCCCAGCUUCUACCCUGGAUCCAGCCCUGCAGAAUAUGGUACAUAUGCAGGAGCCUACUACCCGGCCCAGCCACAGUACCCUCCCUCGGUGCCGGCCGCGCCCGUCAUGAUGAACCCCCCUCAGCAGCAGCCUCCACCCCCUCAGCAGCAGCAGAUCCCCCCCAAACGGGAGCGCAAACAGAUUAGAAUACGAGACCCCAACCAGGGAGGCCGGGACAUCACAGAGGAGAUCAUGUCUGGGGGCAGGACUGCCUCCACCCCAACCCCUCCACAGUCUGCCAUGUCAGGGUCUGAAGGUGGCGGUGUCACCCAGGCCAAUGGUGAGAACGUGACACCUGCAGCCAUGGCCAUCGCAACAGAUGACAGAGCGAAGCCUGCAGCCGCUGCAGCCCCCACCCCUCCGCCGUCUAAGUCUCCUGAACCGACCCCCCCAGCACCCCCCGUAGUGGAAAGUAAGCCUGACACGGACAGUAAGGUCACCCCCCUCAUGGAGGAGGUACCCAUUCCCCCGGGGGAGUCCCCCAUCGACACUACUCCCUCCCCCACGCCGCCCCCUGACGCCCCGAUCAGCGACAGCGUGGACGCCCCCACGGCCUCUCCUGCCCCCGCCCCUGCUAGCACAGCCCCCCAGGACACGCCCCCCGUGGCCUUGACUACAGCAGAGCAGCCAGCUGCCCCCAAGCCUGAGAAGGAGCAGGAGGUAGAAGUGAAUAAGGAGGAGGAGAAGCCCGAGGAAGCGGUGGAGGAGAAGGAGCAAGCGCCGGAACCCGAGCCAGCCCCUGCCACCGUGCCCAGCGCGGCGCCCUCCACCGCUAACGGGCUGGGCGUGGAGCCGCCCCCGGCUGAAGAGUGCGCGGUCACCCCUGCCCCGCCGCAGCCCGAGGUCCCUCAGGAGUCUCCCAUCACCCAGCCUGAAGAACCGCUGCUCUCCAACGGCCUGGCGGCCCCGGGGGCCCAGGACUCGGAGGAGGCGUCCGAGGAGUCCCCCGAGUGCGACGUCAGCCCCAUCGCCGAACCCGAGGUUGCCCAGACGCAGGAAGCCCUUCCUGCAGCCGCCGCACCGCCUGUGCCCGCUGUGUCAGCAGCACCUGCGCCCUCCGCCCCUGCUUCCACGACCCCGCCCCCUCCCGCAGAGGAGAGGGAGGACACGCCCCCUCCCCAGGCCGCCGCCGCCGCGGGGGAGACCUCUAUGCAAGCUGCUGUGUCCGUGCCAAAGAAGAAGAGGAAAAUGAAGGAUCUGAACAAAAAGGAGGCCGUAGGAGACAUCCUGGAUGCCUUUAAAGAGGAGCAGGUGGUGGAGAGCCCCCCGGAGCCAGAGCAGGCCCAGUCGACGUCCGCCCAGGCCGACUCCGAGGAGCCGCAGCCUGCCCCCUCAGCCGCAGAGGAGGUGGACGAGACCUGGGAGGAGAAGGAGGACAAGCUGGAUGCCGAGAACAUUGAGCCCGAGGCCGUCAAGCCCGGAGACCAGAAGUAUCAGUAUAAAGAAGAGCAAUGGAAACCUAUCAACCCGGAGGAGAAGAAGAAAUAUGACCGCGAGUUCUUGCUGGGCUUCCAGUUCAUCAGCGCCAGCAUGCAUAAACCCGAGGGCCUGCCGCACAUCAGUGAUGUGGUUCUGGACAAGGCAAACAAGACACCCUUGCGCCCGCUGGAUCCUAGCCGUCUUACAGGCAUGAACUGUGGCCCAGACUUCACGCCUUCCUUUGCCAAUCUGGGGAGACAGCCAAUGGGUGGCAGAGGACCGCCCUCGGGGAUGGGUGGCUCCCGCCGCUCCCAGCAGGGCCAGCGCAAGGAGCCGCGCAAGAUCAUCGCCAGCGUGUCCCUCAACGAGGACGUGAAGCUCAACAAGGCGGAGAAGGCCUGGAAGCCGACGAUGAAGAAGCAGGUGGGAGGCCGGGAGCGGGAGGAGGACCCAGAGAUAGCCAAGACGCAGGAGCUGUUCCGCCGGGUGCGCAGCAUCCUCAACAAGCUGACGCCGCAGAUGUUCCAGCAGCUGAUGAAGCAGGUGACCGAGCUCACCAUCGACACCGAGGAGCGGCUCAAGGGCGUCAUCGACCUGAUCUUCGAGAAGGCCAUCUCCGAGCCCAACUUCUCCGUCGCCUAUGCCAACAUGUGCCGCUGCCUUAUGGGGCUGAAAGUCCCCACCACUGACAAGCCGGGAGUCACUGUGAAUUUCCGCAAGCUGCUAUUGAACCGCUGCCAGAAGGAGUUUGAGAAGGACAAAGAUGAUGACGAGAUCUUUGAGAAGAAGCAGAAGGAGCUGGAUGCUGCUGCUGUGGAGGAGGAGAAGCAGCGUCUGAAGGAGGAGCUGGAGGAGGCCAAGGACAAGGCCCGGCGGCGGUCUCUUGGCAACAUCAAGUUCAUCGGCGAGCUCUUCAAGCUGAAGAUGCUGACGGAGGCCAUCAUGCACGACUGCAUCGUCAAACUGCUGAAGAACCACGACGAGGAGUCGCUGGAGUGCCUCUGCCGACUGCUGUCCACCAUCGGCAAGGACCUGGACUUCGAGAAGGCCAAGCCCCGCAUGGACCAGUACUUCAACCAGAUGGAGAAGAUCAUUAAGGAGAGGAAGACCUCGUCUCGAAUCCGCUUCAUGCUGCAGGAUGUGCUGGACCUCAGACGGAACAACUGGGUCCCCAGGAGAGGAGACCAGGGGCCCAAGACCAUCGACCAGAUCCACAAGGAGGCGGAGCUGGAGGAGCACCGCGAGCAGAUCAAGGUGCAGCAGCAGCUCCUGUCCAAGAAGGACACCCGAGGCAGCGGCUCGGGGGGGCGCGGGGGGCCACACCCCUCAGGGGGGCGCACCAACCUGCCGCAGGACGAGGGCUGGAACACCGUCCCCAUCUCCACGAAAAACCGGCCCAUCGACACCAGCAGGCUGAGCAAGAUCACCAAGCCUGGCGCGCUGGACUUCAACAACCAGCUACUUGCCCCUGGGGGCAAGGGAACCUGGGGCAGCUGGGGCAAGGGCAGCAGCGGGGGCUCAGGCUCCAAGCCUAGUGGAGAUGCAGCGUCUGAGUCGGGACGUCCCGCCACCAGCACGCUGAACCGCUUCUCUGCCCUGCAGCAGCCCGCUUCCUCUGCGUCCGCCCCCUCCUCCGCUGACAGCGAUCGCAGGGUUCCUCAGAGGAGCAGCUCGAGCCGGGAGCGCGGCGACCGCUUCGAGCGGCCGGAGCGCAUGGACCGCGGCAGCGACCGCUUCGAGCGGCGCGAUGACCGCGGGCUGGACAGAGGCGACCGCAACCGCCCCCCCGUCACCAAGAGGAGCUACAGCAGGGAGACGGAGGAGCGCAGCCGCGAGAGAGACCGCCGCGGGUCCGCCGACCCCGUGCGCAGGGUGUCCAGCAUGACUGACGACCGCGACCGGGGCAGCCGCGACCGGGCCAGGAGCAAGGAGACAGCGAAACGAGAAGCGGCGCCCACCCCCCCGCCAACCCAGGCCAAGCCCGCCCUGAGCGAGGAGGAGCUGGACAAGAAGUCCACGGCCAUCAUUGAGGAGUAUCUGCACAUCAACGACAUGAAGGAGGCGCUGCAGUGUGUGCAGGAGAUGAACUCCGCGCAGCUGCUCUUUGUGUUCGUGCGGAACGGCAUCGAGUCGACGCUGGAGCGGAGCACCAUCGCCCGCGAGCACAUGGGCCUCCUGCUGCACCAGCUGCUGAAGGCGGGCACCCUGCCUACCGGGCAGUACUACAAGGGGCUGCAGGAGAUCCUGGAGGUAGCGGAGGACAUGGCGAUCGAUAUCCCCCACAUCUGGCUCUACCUGGCUGAGAUCAUCACCCCCAUGCUCCAUGAGGGAGGCAUCCCCAUGGGCCAGCUCUUUAAAGAGGUCUCCAAGCCGCUGGUCCCGCUGGGCAAGGCUGGCGUCCUGCUGGCAGAGAUCCUGACCUUACUGUGCAAAGGAAUGAGCCAUAAAAAAGCAGGGGCACUAUGGAGGGAGGCGGGCCUCAGCUGGAAGGACUUCCUGCCUGAGGAUGAGGACGUCAACAAGUUUGUGACGGAGAAGAAAGUGGAGUUCACGCUGGGUGACGACUCUGAAAAGACCAGCAGAAAGGAGCUGUCUUCUGAGGAGCUGUGCAGACACCUGGACAAGCUCAUCAAGGAGAAGGCCGACAACCAGAGGAUCUAUGACUGGGUGGAGGCCAACCUGGAUGAACAGCAGAUCUCCUCUAAUAUGUUUGUACGGGCAGUGAUGACGUCAGUCUGUCAGUCGGCCAUCAUCUGUGAGAAUCCAUACAAGGUGGAUGCUGAGCAGAUCACACUAAGGGCCAAACUGCUGCAGAAGUACCUGACAGAUGAGCAGAAGGAGCUGCAGGCACUAUACGCCCUCCAGGCCCUCAUGGUUAAGAUGGAGCAGCCAGCCAAUCUACUGAGGAUGUUCUUCGACACGCUCUACGACGAGGAUGUCAUUAAGGAGGAGGCCUUCUACAAGUGGGAGUCCAGCAAAGACCCUGCAGAGCAGCAGGGCAAGGGCGUGGCUUUGAAGUCCGUCACUGCCUUCUUUACUUGGCUGCGUGAGGCAGAGGAUGAGUCUGACAACAGCUAGGCCCGCCAGCACCCCCUGGAGCAUGGGAGGGCUCGCGCAGGGGAGGGGGAAAAUGGAGGGUGGACUGUGAUUGUCAGACGUUAGAAUUGGCGCAAUCCUGAAAAAUUCUUUUGAGUGGGAGAGAUUCUACAGAUCGGACAUGCCAUCAUUUUUUUUUUUUUAUUCUAUUUUUUGUUUUUGUUUUUCAUCUUCUGGCGAAUGUCUAACAGAAUGAAAUAAAAUUAAAAUAACUGAAAAAUAAUGAUAGAUAUAAACUGUGGGAGUGCAGUUCCUUCAGCGUUUUGGUUUUAUCUAGUUUUAAAGCGUCACUACACAAUUCAUGACGUCAAAUAAAAUCCAGAACAGAUAAACUAAGGCUGCUCUUGUAUUUGAAUACAUCAUAUAUCACGUUCAUGAAACAUGAUCAGUAUCAUGUGUCAUAUGUAUGAUAUAUGAGCUACAUGCCGCUCUUGUGUAGGUGGAUAGUAUUUUUGUUUUUUGUUUUUUUUUUCUUUUUUUUUCGUUAUAGGUGUAGGACGAUUGGAGUGUUUUUUAUAUAAAGGAAAAAUGCAAAGUGGACAAGCUGGAGUUGUCUUUGGGACAUUUCAGAAUGGAGACAAAUGGAUUACAAGCUUUUUGGGUUGGGGACUUCCUGUUGUCCACAGGAACAGUGGGGUGUGGCAGAGGGUAGAAUGGACAUUGACCUUUGCUGCUGGGGGUCACGCUGCUCCCUCGUCAGGCCACACCCGCCCAUGCCCUCUGUAUCCGCUUGACUUUUCUCCUACACUUAAUCUGUGGGGGCUCUGGAAAGGCCCUCCAUCAAGCCUGUAGUGGAUUUUAAAAGAUAAAAUCAUUAUUAAAACUUGAAAGUAUAUAGAAAAUUCAACUUUAAAAGUAAAAAGACAAAAAAACAAGAAACAGUACAGAUCCUAAAGGCUUUUCUGCUUGUGUAAGUGGAAAUACAUUUCAGGAGAGUUCUGUAAAUAUAUAUUAAGGUUUUUUCUUAUUUUUCAAAAAUAAAAAUGCUAA